Messenger RNA from Linepithema humile (Argentine ant), 3536 nucleotides. It is a transcript of the gene Gr43a, whose product is annotated as Gustatory receptor 43a. Lineage: Eukaryota; Metazoa; Arthropoda; Insecta; Hymenoptera; Formicidae. Gene Ontology annotation, biological process: male courtship behavior; chemosensory behavior; sensory perception of taste. Gene Ontology annotation, cellular component: membrane; axon; dendrite. The record is from RefSeq and is a predicted model, not a curated record.
AAUUAUAUAUGAGAUGAUUUUAUUCGAUAUUUUCGCAAACCAUUUUUAAUUGAUCUUUUUUAUCACUGUGAAACAAAAAUGCCGAUUAAUAAGGACAAUUGAAAAUAAUAACUAAAACAAAAUCUUUAAUUCUUUAAGCCUUCUGAAUUUGUCUAAACUUGAAACAUUCUUAACUUUAACUGAAAUAACACUAUUGAUUAAAUAUUAUCAAUAAAAAUAUAAAAUUAUUUAAUAAACUAUAAUAAAACUAAUAAAAAUAUAAUAAAAAAGUCGUGUUUGCAAUUAUAUCACAGAUGUAUCGGUUUAUAGGAAUUCGUGCCGCAAAUCGUUUAUUUUUUUAUUUACUUCGUGCUGAAUACGGAGCGAAAAAAAAGUAGCUGUCCUUCGUUUAUCACACCCUCGCAUAAUUACGGACGUUUAUCACAACGUUUGAUCGGCUGUGCGGGGACUAAGGGAGUGAUCGAAGUUACAGUGUUUACACAAAGGUUUUCUUUUCACAAGUAGGUCUCCUUAUAGCGACGAUGACAAAGGUUUCUUCAGUUCUACGCGCGAUUUUCAUCGAAGAAUACGUAUAACACUGAGAUAACAAAAUUAUUUUAAUUAUUCGUCAUAUCGGAAACAUCGUAUCGGAUAAAUUGAGAAGUACUUUUACGAAUACAUUAUUUGCGUUUUUGUAUCAUGUAAAGUGACACUUUUUAUUUUAAUUACAUUAAAUUGAAUAUUAGUGUGUAUUAUAAUUUCACAUAUUGUCAUGUAAAAUUAAAGACGCGAAAGAAAUUUUGAUUGUGUUUUUCGAACAUAAAGAAGUACAUAUUAACACUAAUAAAAAUGGCACGUAAAUUAUGUUUACCAAUGUAAUCAACAGUAGAUACAGAUCGCAGCUGAUCGUGAUUAUAGAUGUAAAUCGCGACACAUCAUUGACACGAAAGACCUAAUAUUACUUGUCAGAUCGAUCGAAGAAUACUGCGAACAACGACUGUGUUUUUGUCUGUAUGCGUAAAUACAAGACAUUGUUGUUGCCACCGUUGCGUGGCGAGUUACACAGUAAGCUGGGGGAAUUGUAAAUUAUAAAUAAAACUUAAUGAAUACGCGGUGAUCCUAUUAGUGGAAAGGUAAAUACAAAUAUUCUUUUUAAAUGAAUAAUAAAUAUAAAUAAAAUGAUGGAAAAUCUCAUUUUACUUCUAUUUAUUUCUGUUGCUUUACAUUUUGAAAUGUAAAUGUGUGUAUGUAUGUACAUUCUACAAGGGGUAGUUCAGAAAAUGGUGUAUCAAUACACGGAAAAAUUAAUUAUUCGAUAAAUUAAUAAUUUUUACCUUUAAACACUGAUAAGGCGCAAAUACGCUUUCGCGCAUAAAUAUACAAUGUAAUAUUGUUUGCGUGUGUAUUAAACCGACAAUAACAACUUUCGCUUUUAUUAUUCUCGUUUAACGCUGGCCUAAUAAUACGUUCUACAUAGGAAACAGCAUGAUUGCGGGAACAUCGUGCUUAUCAAUUGGAUCGCACGCGAUAAAAAGAUCACCCGGAUUUAUUUUCUUCCUUGUCCUCGAUGAGACAAGUCCUCGAACGAGACCAAACUGAGAUCAAAGCUCUUUUUACAGAUCCUGACUGAAAACGUGCCUCUGCACGCGCGCAUUUUCUCAGAAAGCUCGUCGUACAUUCAGGUGCGCAUGCCAUACACGAGUGUGUAUUUUCGAAGGAUAAUCAUCGGCCAAGAGCGUUCGAUCGUCGACAACAAUUAUUCACCGACAAUCUGACGAAUACGAAUGGACGAGUACGCGAGUGCAUAAAACAAAUGCAUCCACACUGUGACCGGCCGCUUCCUGUUGGCGAUUCUCUCCAAUGUACAACGCGAAUUCCGUAAAUCUCAACGGAAUCCAUCCAAUGCAGCUCGCGAGUUAUUUUGCGACCGCGCCUGUGAAUAUCAUUGACGAUAUGUCUGAAAAAAUGCAUGUGCAAUGGAAUGAUUUCGAUAAGCAACAAACAACAAACAAAAUGGCGAAUAUGUCUGUAGACAAGCCCUCAAAGCCCGUGGACGAAUAUGACGUAAAUUCCGAUGGCGCGAGUAACAAGUCGGUAAACAGCGAUCUAUACCAAGCGGUGUUCCCGAUCUAUCACCUCAGCAAACUGUCCGGCGUAUUUCCGACGAGAUUUGUCGCACAGGCAUCUGGCAGAUAUCAAGGCCGAUUGAGCAUCAUCGACAGCGUUUACAGUAUAUUCCUACUAACAUGUCUGAUCAGCGCCGAGAUCUACGGCUUCUGGCGCGACUUGAGAGACGGAUGGGAGCACAGCACUCGACUCAAGUCGCAGAACGCGGUGAUCGUCACCAGCAGCGACGUGUUGGGCGUGAUGAGUCUCACCACCGUCGCCAUCAUCGGCUCGAUCUUGCGCUGGAAGCAAGUGCAAAGCGUUAUUGAUAAACUAGUCGACUGCGACGAGAAAAUAGGGAUCAUCUCGCCGAAGAAGGUCCGACGGUACACGAUCCUUCUGACACUCUGCACCGUCUCCUAUGCCAUCAUCCUCUCGUGCCUCGACGUUUACACGUGGAACCACGAGGUGAAGCUAAACAAGAAGCUAAACGACAAGGGUCCGAUCAACUACCUUCCCCUGUACUUCAUGUACAUAGUCAUCAUGAUGAUGGAGGUUCAGUAUGCCGUUGCCACGUAUAACAUUGGCCAAAGGUUUUCCAGACUGAACAAGUGCCUCGAGAACAUCCUCAGGAGCGGCAGGAUCACGGAUCAAUUCAGGAAGGAUCUUGGAUUGGCCGGCGACCUUCGAGAUCAAGGACAAGUUCCUAUGUACAUUCGGCAGGAUUUGGGAAAUACUCGAAUGUUUAGGAAAUCGAAGAUCAUGGAUUCGUCUGGCACAAAUGAUGGCAAAGGUUUCACGGACAGUAUAGCCCAACUGGUGACAGUUCACGCAUCACUGUGUGACACGGUGACACUUAUAAACACCGCUUACGGCGUCAUUAUACUCGUAAUCACAAUCACCUGUCUGAUACAUUUGAUCAUCACGCCGUACUUUUUAAUAAUGGAGGCCGAUGGAAGACGAGAACCGUUAUUCCUCGCAGUGCAAGGAUUGUGGUGCGUCUUCCACAUUUGGAGAUUACUCAUGAUUGUACAGCCCACGUACACGACUACGAUACAGGGAAAGAAAACAGCGGUCCUAGUCAGUCAAUUGCUGUCCGCGAAUCACGACAAGGAAGGCAGGAAACAGCUAGAGAUCUUUUCGCUUCAGCUUCUACACCGCCCGUUAGAAUUCUCAGCGUGCGGACUUUUCACUCUGGAUCGAACUCUUGUGACUUCAAUUGCUGGCGCCGUCACGACGUACCUCGUGAUACUCAUUCAGUUCCAAAAGGAAGACGACACGAAAGGCAAUUACGAUAGCAUCUUGAAGAACGCCACGCAGAUACUGAAAAACGCAUCGACGCUUCACAAUCUCACGGCAGGAAAAUUAGGCCUGAUUUAGGACAAAUUGUGCUUUUUUCAUCCAUCUUUUUUUUAUGUUCUCGAGUCUAUAAUAAAGCUUUUUAAAAGUUA